AGACCCCUAUAAAGGGGCGGAGCGAUUUUAUCCAAAGGAAGUAGGCUAAACGAAAUAUGGAAGUAUGGAAACUGAAAUCAAAAUGUAGCGUUUUGGAUUCUGUUGGCUACUUCUUUUUUCUUCACAGAAAAACAUCAUGCGUUUUUAAAAUGGAUGGAUGUACCACAACCUUUCAUGAUGUAUUUUAAUCGACGUUCAGUAAUAGGCUCACGCACAUCGUAAUCUUAACAAAGACUAUAUAUCUGGACUUUUCUUUUUGUAUCCCAUCUUGAAAAUGUAAAGCGAAAACGAUGCUAACAUAACAGUUAUAAUAUUGAUAGCACCAUUAACUGUAUUCCUCGAAAUGGUCUUUGUUUGUUUUAAACGUAUUAAGCAACUUUUAAUAUCUGCUUCGACUUUCAUUUCAUUUUCAUUUUGAAAAAAAGCAGAUGAGCAAACUCGCUUUACUAAAUCAUGAGAAGUUUGAUCGGAUAUGUAGGGAACUGUGAAUAUGAUUCAUGAAUCUCUUUUCCUCUGCCUAUGGGAUUUGGCUCUCACAUGGUGUGAUUGGUGAUACAGAUGAAGUGAAGUCAGUAUCAGUGAUGGAGGGAGAUUCUGUCUCUCUAAACACUGGUGUCUCUGAAGUGCAGAGAAAUGAUCUGAUACUGUGGAUGUUUAACGUUAACAAUUCAGACACUCUUAUCGCUGAAAUCCACAGACAGAACAUCUAUAUAGAUGACAGUGUUGUGAGAUUCAGAGACAAACUGCAGAUGGACAGUCAAACUGGAUCUCUGACCAUCAGAAACAUCAGAACUGAACACACUGGACUUUAUAAACUACAGAUCAUCAAAGCUGGGGUCACAUACAAGAGUUUUUCUGUUGCUGUCUAUGGAGACUCCUCUUCCCGUUCCUGUCAUCACCAGAGACACUUCAAACUGUUCAUCAUCAUCAUCAGGUUCAUCAGUGUCCAGAUGUGUGCUGCUGUGUUCAGUGGUGAAUGUGGGUCAUGUGACUCUCUCCUGGUACAAAGGAAACAGUUUAUUGUCCAGCAUCAGUGUGUCUGAUCUCAGCAUCAGUCUCUCUCUUCCUCUGGAGGUGGAAUAUCAGGAGAAAAACACCUACAGCUGUGUGAUCAACAAUCCCAUCAGCAACCAGACUCAACAUCUGGACAUCAGUCAGCUCUGUCACACGUGUGCAGCACAGACCCGACAUUCAUAUUUGAAUCUAAUGAUAAUAGUCAGUGUGUGGCUGUUGGUGUUCAUGUCUGCUGUUAUGCUGAUGUACUGCUGCUGCAGGAAACUGUGUCGAGCACAACAAAAGGAUCUGACAAACAUAGAACAGCAAAAAAUGUCAGAAUACACACAGAUCAUCUACUGCCUUCAGAAGCAAGAUCUGCCAGAGAUAGGCUUGCUGGAUGUGGACAGAACAGAGACAGCUGUGAACUAUCGACACACAGCACAGUGAAGCUCAGUUUAUGAUUAACUGAACAUCUCGGGAAAUGUUUGUCCUGAAGAAGACCUCCUGUGUUUCUGAUCGUCGACCAGAAGUCCUCAUGUUUGAGCAGAUUCUUCAUGAUGAUUCAUUGUCUGCGAUGCUGAAGGAUUCAAAUGAGAUGAGCAGAUGUGCAGAUGAUUCAUGGAUGUUUGAUGGUGGACUUCUGUAGAUUACUGCAGUUAUUAUUUGAUCUGAAUUUACAGUUAAAGUGGAGAGAAGAACAUCAAGAUGAACAUUAAUCAGUGUAAGAUGACCUGUACAACAACAUUGUUUGGAAAAUAAUUACAAUUCCAUUUCCAGUUUCACUAAACCUGCUCAGAAUGAGCUCAAGAUUAAAUAUGUGAUUUAUCUAAUAUAUAAUUAAGUUUUUAAAUAUCUUUUUUUUUUUUCAUGCCUUCUCACCAUUAAACCCUCAUAUAAAAUGUU
Messenger RNA from Onychostoma macrolepis, 1899 nucleotides. RefSeq names its product natural killer cell receptor 2B4-like. The record is from RefSeq and is a predicted model, not a curated record. Lineage: Eukaryota; Metazoa; Chordata; Actinopteri; Cypriniformes; Cyprinidae. The coding region runs from base 868 to 1443 and encodes 191 amino acids. The transcript is spliced from 6 exons.